AUGGCCACAUCUGUACCUCUUCUUCAGAAGCUUCCUAACGAACUAUUUCAUAGUAUACUCGACAGGCUUCCGAAUCGGGACUUAAAGAGCCUGCACCUAACAUGUCGCUGUCUCGGCAGCCAAGUAUUAUUACGACUUAACCGCGUUUUCAUCUCGGCAAAUCCGCUCAAUGUCAAAGUCUUUCUCGCUGUCGCUAGUCAUGAGGUGUUCCGUCAGCAAGUCAAGGAAAUCAUCUGGGACGACGCCACCUUUCUCCCUGUUCCAACACAAGGUGACUAUGAUUAUCAUGACACCGAGUUUGGCUACACCUCUGAUGAGGAUGAUAUCAAUAAAAAUCGGAUGACUUAUCCGCCCAAAGGGAAGAUCUCGGGCUGGUUGGUGCAACAGUGUAAAGGCGAAAUCUUCAGCGCAAAGUCCCGGCUGAAAGAAAAGGGCCGAGAUAACGAGCAGCAAAGGCGAGUCGACAAUUUAAUGCCUUCACGAGAAGCGCUUUCUUGUUACAACCGUCUUGUUCAGCAGCAAGACAAUGUCAUCGAGUCUGGCGCCGAUGAGCAAGCUUUCAGAUAUGCUCUGCAGGAACCGCAAUUUCCACAUCUAGAGAAAGUCGCUGUCACUCCUGCAGCACACGGCUUUUUGUUCUUUCCGCUCUACGAGACUCCCAUAAUUCGGGCAUUCCCCUACGGCUUUGUGUAUCCCAUCCAGCGAGGGUGGUCUUGUGCCGGCCAUGUAUAUGAUGAUGCGCCACAGCCUGCGGAGCCAUGGGAAGAUGAGGAGGAAAAAAGAAAAUUGCGAGGAUUUUGCAUUGUCUCGCGGCACCUUGCAGACCCAACGCUCCCUCAUAAUAUCUCUCAGCUUUCCUUCGAUAACAAUAGGCUUACCACCGGGAUCAACCAUCAUAUCUUCGACCAGCCUAAUGAGGAGUACGAUAAUCUCUGCCGGACGCUUGAGCGACCAGGGCUCAAAAGCUUUACAUUAUCUCUAGCCAUGGGAUACCUAUCAGGUUGUGAUGCUGAAGAUCUGAUUGCCGGAGCACAUGCCCUUGAGGAAAUAACCUUACAAAGCGACUAUCCGGUGGACAUGACAUGCUGGGAAGCUCCAGCAUUGGAUUCUAUCUCCCUUUUCGACAUAUUCCCCGUUGACCAAUGGUCGAAUGGUAGUCUCAAGCACUUUGGUCUCUCUGGGAUGCAGGUAAUCCAGGAUGAUCUAAUAUCCCUCCUUGGGAAACUGCCGCCUACACUCGAAUCUAUUGAACUGAGUUUUCUCUCAAUAAUAGAGGGAACAGGUCAUUACGCUGGGAUCCUUGCUGGUAUCCGAGAUAAAUUGGGCUGGAGACAUCGCCCUAUCGACAAACGAAUCAGAGUAUGCGUUCUUGUGAGGCUUGAUCAGACGGACCCCGGAAAUUACACAUGUCUUGACAAGGAAGUCGACGGUUAUCUCUACGGUAGUGGCCCCCCGCCGUUUGGUGUUAACGAACAGGGCGGUGGGUAUGCUGAGGUUGACUUUGGGAAUGGCAUGCAGUAUGAUGAGUUCGAUCCAGACUUUGCUCGACCUUACAGAUGA
Messenger RNA from Fusarium graminearum PH-1, 1560 nucleotides. RefSeq lists its product as uncharacterized. The coding region runs from base 1 to 1560 and encodes 519 amino acids. Lineage: Eukaryota; Fungi; Ascomycota; Sordariomycetes; Hypocreales; Nectriaceae. The record is from RefSeq and is a predicted model, not a curated record. Gene Ontology annotation, molecular function: protein binding. The transcript is spliced from 2 exons.